GUUCGGGAUUGAGGAGUACGACCUCGAUCCAAACAAGAAGGGCGUCAAAAUCGACAUCCCCACUGUCCAGAGCCUCGAUAAUACGACGACGAAAAACGCAGGAACCAGCCAUCUGGGCGUCUGCUCUUCAUGCAAGGCUACCCGUCCCCUGAAUCACAUCGGCUCAAAAUUCAACAUCGAUCCGGAGUUCUUUUGCCGCCAUCUGGAAUUCGAACAGUUGCAAAGAGCCCCCACACACUUCUUCAUGCCCUCGUUGCCAUCGGCACGGGAGAUCAUACGCAUCCGCAUAACCUCUAUCCUCUCCCGCGACGAUUUCCACUUCCAGCCUGCGCACACGAUUGCAGAUCUGCGGAAUUUGUGUAAGGUGCAUAUGGCAAAGUACUUGAACAACCUCGUGAAGAGUCUCAAUGUAUCCGUAUCUGAGUCGAUUGUGCGACGCUUCUCAGUAUAUGAUAAGCAGCAUUUCUCAAUCGAACAAAUGGUUACAAUUUGCGUCACCCAUAACACACAGGAUUGGAUGGCACUCAUCUGGCUCAACCACGGGAAAGAUCUCGGCCAUUCUUCAACCGGACCCUGGAAAGUAUUGCAGUGGAGUAGCAGAACCCCAAAGAACCUUGCUGUCCUCCCAACUAUCCAGUACCGUAGUCGCAUAGCUCUCAAGCGCGAGCCCAACCAUGCAAGCCCUGAUCAUCCUGCAGCGGAACAAAACCCUUUAAGUCUGCCACAUAACGCUGCUUGUCUCGCCUCUGAUUAUGGACGGUCUCUACGACCUGAAAUCAUGGAAUGUGAUGCAUUCUACGCCCUCGACGAGCUGUUCCGCUUCGCGAUUGCCUCUGAUAGCCAAUUCCUGGAGAUGAUGAAGCAUAAGAUCAAAGCUCCCACGAUCACGGGAGGCGGUGGUCGCAUCGAGGACCUGGAUGCAGCGCUGGACUUAAUAGAAGAUCAUCACCAAUACAUCAGCGAGAACCUGGAAACGGUGCGUGCGGGUGGUCAUCCGAACUGGCCUAAGGCGCCCGAGAAGCUGCGGAAGAGGGCGAGCGCUGCGAGGGAACGGUUGGAGGGCGAUUAUAAGUAUCUAUUAAAUGAUGCAGAGCGAUUAGCGCAAAAGUGCAUGGAAGGCAUCACGAUUAUGAUGAACGACGCAAUGCUGCGUUAGUCGCAAAGAGCGACUGAGCAGAUGGACGCUACAAUGAAGCUCACGCUCUUGGCGUUCAUUUUUGCGCCGCUGUCGUUCAUGAUAUCAUUCUUUGGG
Messenger RNA from Mollisia scopiformis, 1252 nucleotides. RefSeq lists its product as uncharacterized. Bases 245 to 1156 code for a protein of 303 amino acids. The transcript is spliced from 2 exons. NCBI's taxonomy places the organism in Eukaryota, Fungi, Ascomycota, Leotiomycetes, Helotiales, Mollisiaceae. The record is from RefSeq and is a predicted model, not a curated record.